Messenger RNA from Boeremia exigua, 1364 nucleotides. RefSeq names its product DNA glycosylase. The transcript has 2 exons. Gene Ontology annotation, biological process: nucleotide-excision repair; base-excision repair, AP site formation; base-excision repair. Gene Ontology annotation, cellular component: nucleus. The record is from RefSeq and is a predicted model, not a curated record. Gene Ontology annotation, molecular function: damaged DNA binding; 8-oxo-7,8-dihydroguanine DNA N-glycosylase activity. Lineage: Eukaryota; Fungi; Ascomycota; Dothideomycetes; Pleosporales; Didymellaceae. Bases 1 to 1227 code for a protein of 408 amino acids.
AUGGCUUUGCGAGCGGCAGAUUGGUGCAGACUGCCAACUAACCUGACAGAACUCUGCAUCAAUACCACACUGCGCUGCGGUCAAUCAUUCAGAUGGCGGAAAUCCGACGAUGAUAUAUGGUCCUGUGCCAUGCAUGGCCGCAUCCUCUCCCUGCGUCAAGAUGCUGAAGCCCUUCAUUACCGCGCCGCCUUCCCCUCCAGACCUGCCUUACCUACUCCUCCUGCAUCUACCACACCAUCAGUCGCUGCCGAUGAUGACGACACUCUCGCCUUCAUAAAUCAUUACUUCAACCUGACGCCCAACCUCGGCCAACUGUACGAACAAUGGGCAGCCGCAGAUGCCAACUUCAAACGUCGAGCGCCGAAGUUCACUGGCAUACGGAUACUGCGACAAGAUGCUUGGGAAGCGCUGAUAGGCUUCAUAUGCAGUAGCAACAACAACAUCAGCCGGAUAUCAGGAAUGGUGCACAAUCUUUGCUUACAUUAUGGGCCGCUGAUAGGACAUGUCGACGACGUGCCUUAUCAUGACUUCCCAACACCAGAAGCUCUCUGUAAGCCAGAAGUGGAAGAACAUCUUAGGAAGCUAGGCUUCGGAUAUCGAGCAAAGUACAUUGCGAAGACGGCACGGAUUGUCGCUGAAGAGAAGGGAGGGCUGGCAUGGCUGGAGGCUUUGAGCAACCCAGAAUACCCACAAUUUGGGGUCGAGUCAAAAUCGGCUGGCGAACUGGUGGAGGGUGGCAGAGAGGGCUAUCGCAAGGCGCACGAAGAGCUACUUGUCCUUCAGGGUGUUGGUCCCAAGGUUGCUGAUUGUGUUUGCCUCUUCGGUCUUGGUUGGCUCGAGUCAGUACCCGUUGAUACACAUGUCUGGCAGAUUGCGCAGCGCGAUUACAAGUUCGGCAAAGGCAAGCACAGCAGUCUGACUGCAGCGACGUACGUCGCAAUUGGCAAUCUCUUCCGCAAACUAUGGGGCAAGGAGGCUGGUUGGGCGCAUUCGGUCCUGUUCACAGCGGAUCUCAAGGCGUUUUCCGAGAGGACAAUUGCCAAGACGGAAAUUAAGGAAGAAGAGACGGUUGUCAAGAAAGAGGAUAAUGACGUUGUGACUGAUGCUGUUGUUAAGCAAGAGACUGUCAAACGUAAGCGCAUAAAGAAGGAACCAGAGGAGAACGAGCAUCAGAUUCUUGAAGUUGAGGAGCGGAUCACACGACGGAGCAAAAGGCAGAGAGGUUAGAGGGUAGAAUGCCUCAACACAUCACUGUCAGCCAGCAAGCACACGAGCCCGUCCGGGAAUAUAAAGAUUCCGGCGCUAAACCAGAAUGGUUGCUCGCUGCUACUGCCUAAGUACUGCGUGUAAGAGGUCUCUUCUUC